This is a messenger RNA of Didymella exigua CBS 183.55, 1165 nucleotides long. RefSeq lists its product as uncharacterized. Gene Ontology annotation, cellular component: mitochondrial outer membrane. The record is from RefSeq and is a predicted model, not a curated record. Bases 39 to 998 code for a protein of 319 amino acids. Gene Ontology annotation, biological process: lipid homeostasis; mitochondrion organization. Lineage: Eukaryota; Fungi; Ascomycota; Dothideomycetes; Pleosporales; Didymellaceae. The transcript has 2 exons.
UCAACGUCACCCGAAUCAGCAACCUCACAAUAUACCACAUGGCGCAGCAAGCACCGCCGGCGCUGCCGACCCUCGACGACGAGGAAGCGGGCGUGAUGGGGCUUACGGAAGUCGAGCCCAGCCCUGUGGAAGAGACGCCUAAUGAGUUCAAGGAAGGAUACUUCCCGGUAGAUGAGAAGCGCGAGAGACAGGAAGAAUUCGGACUACCGCGGAGAACGACAACGAUACUGGGUCUGGGCGGGAGUCACGGGCCGGUGUGGUGGUUGACGCGCAUCCAAAAGUACUCCUCCUAUGCCUUUGGCAUCUUCGCCACUUUCCACAUCGCCAACACCUCCUUGAUCCCCCUCGCCGUCCGCUCCGUCCCAGAUGCAAACCGCCAACUCCUCCUAACACGCCCAUACUACCAAUCAACCCUCGCCGAGCCACUCGUCGUCGCUCUCCCGCUUGUCGCACACAUAACCUCCGGCAUCGUAUUGCGACUCUACAGACGGCGCCAGGCCCUGCAGCGCUACGGCGCCGAGACGCAAACUGACAAGCGCUCGAUCCCCUGGCCCGCGCUGAGCGGCACCAGUCUACUCGGCUAUGCCCUGCUCCCGCUUGCGAGCUUCCAUGUCUGGAGCACGCGUAUCUUGCCGGUAUACAUGCACGGCGACAACAGCUUGAUUAAUCUAUCCUACAUCUCUCACGGUUUCGCAAAUCACCCUUUCAUCUCGUUUGCCGGCUUUUCUGCACUGGUGGGAAUGGGUGUGUGGCAUUUCUCGUGGGGGCUCGCGCAGUGGAUGGGCUGGAAACCGAGUCAAGUCAGUGCGUACUCGGAGCACAAGGAUCUGGAGAGGAAGAGGAGGUGGUAUGUCAUCAAUGGCGUCGCGGCGGCGGUUGCGGGGCUAUGGCUUGCGGGGGGGCUAGGUGUUGUGGGGCGCGCUGGCAAGACGGUGGGAUGGAUUGGGAAGGAGUUUGAUGAGUUGUAUAGCAAGGUUCCGUUUAUGCAAACCCCGUGAGCUGGGCUUGCAUGGACUUAUAAGAUGAGGAAGAGGUAACGUUGGGAUGGUGGUGGAGAUGCGCAUGUAUGAUUGAAAAGGUAGUGCAUGACAGGCGCAGCAUUGCUGGUUGUUUGGUAGUAUACCCCACGAAUGCUAUGAUAGACUUACCAUAUGUUCAGCGGCGC